Coregonus sp. 'balchen' is the source of this 346-nucleotide messenger RNA. The record is from the annotation of a GenBank genome assembly. NCBI's taxonomy places the organism in Eukaryota, Metazoa, Chordata, Actinopteri, Salmoniformes, Salmonidae.
AAUAGAGUGAUAGAGUGGCAGAAUAGAGUGAUAGAGUGGCAGAAUAGAGUUAUAGAGUGGCUGAAUAGAGUGAUAGAGUGGCUGAAUAGAGUGAUAGAGUGGCUGAAUAGAGUGACAGAAUAGAGUGAUAGAGUGGCUGAAUAGAGUGAUAGAGUGGCUGAAUAGAGUGAUAGAGUGGCUGAAUAGAGUGAUAGAGUGGCUGAAUAGAGUGAUAGAGUGGCAGAAUAGAGUGAUAGAGUGGCUGAAUAGAGUGAUAGAGUGGCUGAAUAGAGUGAUAGAGUGGCUGAAUAGAGUGAUAGAGUGGCUGAAUAGAGUGAUAGAGUGGCUGAAUAGAGUGGCAGAAUAG